Molecule: messenger RNA, 3696 nt
Organism: Varanus komodoensis (Komodo dragon)
Lineage: Eukaryota; Metazoa; Chordata; Lepidosauria; Squamata; Varanidae
Gene: TLCD3A
Product: TLC domain containing 3A
Exons: 5
Coding region: 39-821 (260 amino acids)
Biological process (GO): lipid homeostasis
Cellular component (GO): endoplasmic reticulum; membrane
Source: RefSeq, a predicted model, not a curated record
UCUCCCGCGGAGCGCCCGGACGCGGCGGGGGGCCGGCGAUGUGGCAGACGCUGGCCCUCGGGGCGCUCUUGUUCCCGGGACUGUUCGCCUGCUGCAUCCGGAGCCUGCGCCGGAUCGCGCCGGCAUGGAGCCUCAAGGACCGCGUCGUGCUGAGCAGCAGGCUGGUGUCGUCCGUUCAGGCCAUAAUGGCCACCAUCUCCGGGAUCGUCGUCAUCUGCAACUGCAGAGACGUGGUGAAUGACAGGCACUGGAUCGCCCGCGAGUACCUCUGGGUGGUGGUCUCCUACAUGGCCUACGACAUCUAUGCCAUGUACCUUUGCCAUUGGCACAAGAACACGGAAAAGGAGCCGGGCGGCGGGAUGUACUCUCUGGCCAGCGUUCAGCGCUUCCUGCGCCGGGAGAAGCUGAUGCUUACGCACCACCUCUUCAUCCUGCUCGUCCUGACCCCCGUGGCCUCGCUGCUCCGGGGUGAGCGAGGAGACUUCUUCGUCGGCUGCAUCUUCCUGGCCGAGCUGAGCACCCCCUUCGUGUCGCUGGGCAAAAUCCUCAUGCAGCUUCAGAUGCAGGACUCGCUCUUGCACAAAGUCAACGGCAUCCUCGUCUUGGUGACCUUCUUCCUCUGCCGGAUCGCCCUCUUCCCCUUCAUGUACUGGUCCUACGGCCAGCAGGUCGGCCUCCGGCUCCACCUGGUGCCCUUCCACAUCCCCCUGCUUUGCAACGUGGCCAACGGCCUCCUGAUCGCCCCACAGCUCUACUGGUUCGUCCUCAUUUGCCGCAAGGCCCUGCGGCUGUACAGCAGCGUGCCCGACCGAGCCAGAUAACGGGGGCUUUGGACCUGUCCCGCGGGCGCCUCGCCACACCUGUGCUGUGCGUGGGGCGGGCGGGCACCUUCGAAGCUGCGGGUUUUCCGGGGGAACACUUCCCUCCAGCGAGACCUGGGCUCGUCUCCGUCGCCGAGGGACAAGGCUGCAAGGGGCGGUGGUUUCGGCCGAAAGGCUUUGCCGCCCCACAGAGGAUUCUCCGGGCCUCCUGUCGUGGCCGUUGCCGCGUUCCAGAGGCGAGCAGAGGUCCAGCAUGGCAGAUCCAGGGAGAGCCCUGCUCCCGAUAUGCCAAUUCGUGACCGCAAGGGCUGGUUUCGCAGGCCAGGGAAGCAUCGGAAAAACAUCCCUUCCCAGGGCUCCCGCAACAGCCGUCUUGAGUUUCCUCCGGCCCUGCACACAAUGCCGACUCCUCUCGUCCAAACCUCUGCACCCCGUUCUCACAAUGCCACACCAAGAUCCCAGCUGCGUCCUUGGGCUGCCAGUUUUCUUAGAAACCAAACAAAUUGUCUCCUUUCACAACUUAGCCGGGAGGGGCAGAGGUAAAAUUUUGCUUCUCUCACUCCGAUAUUGAAAGCACCUCCUUUCAAAUAAUCAUCGAAAAAGAUUUCUAAAGCCGAAGGACUCAUUUCCUACGAACUUGUCUUUGAAAUGAGCUUUUCUUCUUUUUUUAAGCCAGGUUUCUAGUCCUUAUGCAUGCAAAGAUGGGGAAUGCAGUGUGAAACUGCAGAAGCGAAGAAACAGGCUGAGCAAGAUCACCUGUGAAAGGUGGGCAUAUGAUGUACGUUACUGCUUCUUUUCACGCCUCAAAGAAGCUGAAUAAAUCAUACAAAAUAAACCACCCUAUGAAGGCUCAUCCCAGAGCGCCGUGAUGGCGGUCCCUGGGUUUCAUUAAGGGUUUGAUUCCAGGCAGCUCCAGCUAAAAGAAGAUUUCAGCAGGGGAAGACAAGAGGUAGGUGCUCGGAUACACACCACUCUUUCCCCCCGGCGUUUGCCGUAUCUGCACUGCGGAGGGGAACCUGGCAUUUUGGGGGACGGAGUGGAUAUUCCAAGGAAGCCAGCUGCUUCUGAAACGGGAUCCGGCAUGGGUUCCAGAAGCCAGGAGGCUGGGCCAGGCGUAGGCCAAGGAGGUGGGAAGAUGCCGCGUGCGAGCCAACUGUCCAGCCAUCCGGCACUUCCCUGUCUUGCCGAAGGAUUGGAAAGAGAGAGGAGGACCGUUCGCAGAAGGGGGUGAAAGGAGCACGAAGGACGUCGGACGUUUGUCGCAGGGCACGGGGCCAACAGAGGUUGUGUGAACGCGCCCGAUUCUCCUUCUUGCACAGUGCUGGGGCCCGCUCCGAUCUGGAUCCCCAGCGCCCAGCCGAGAGCACCGCUGGGGCCUCAGCUGGGCCUCAUCCAGGCCCUGCAAGCCUCCGCAGCACCUUCUGAGCCUGGCCUAUGGGGGCCCAGGCCCUGGACUGGCUUUUGCGCCCCCGAAUCUAUCCCCCGGAGCCUGUGGGUGCCACUGGAAGUUUUUGCUUGGCAUAAUUGCCGGACUGCAGCGGGGGGAGGGGGGAGGUUGGAUCCUUCCCUCCCCACCAGGGUCACAUCCUGACCCCCCCCCCCCGAAAAGGGCCUCCCCUUGUAGGGGAAUUCAGCUAAGUAAAACAAACACACUUGCAUUGCUGGAGGUUGUUCUUGGGGAGGCAGUUAAUGGACUGGUUUAUUUUACUGGCGACGAGACGGCUGAGAAGUUGAGGGUUUGGGGACCUUUCUGGACCCAAGGCACCAUUGGGAACCUGGGAAGGGCUGUGGGCACCACCACAGAACUGGCUCCUGCCCCUCCUAGCCUCUCGGCUCGCCAUUUCUCUCCCCGGCUCCCUUCGCCUUGCCCUGUCCCUCUUCCAGUCUCCAGCGUCACGGUCUUGCCCUGUCACUUCAGCCAGUCCCUCCCCUUCUCCGCCCCUGCCCUUCAUGGCUGCAUCUCCAGUUUGCCUUAAACUGUGUCUCCCCCCAGAUGUUUUGGCCUUCCGCCCCCAGAAAGCAAGCGCUCCGGCCACUGAGUGGACCAUCCUCCAAAUAGUAAAGCUUUACACUGACCUGAGCGAACGCUCUACAAAUAUUUUCCACUUCUCAAUAAGCUCAUCCGCUGGUGUAGCUGGACCAGAACCAACUAGCAACACACCGCCGUGGUUGCCAUAUUUAUUCCUCUCACAACGGUCUGCGCUUUUCCUCCCUCCACGUUUCUGGCACGUUCCGGAUGUGUUGGACUGAGAGACGUGCUGGUCAGGCAAGCCUGGUGUUGUUUUUCCAACAUUUCGGAAACACCGCAGGUGGACGGAGGGCGCUCUGCACCGUCAAUUUGGUUUGGUCUUUCCAAGCAGAGCAAACCAACCCCAAGUUGGAGAGAGGCCUUCAAAAAGCUUCCCGAAGUUUGGGAGCAGGGAUAAGAGCCAGAUGUGUCUUUAUUUGCUCUCGAUGUGCCUUCUCCCUGGAUCCACUGGAGCACGAACAGCAAAAAUAACCCCAGCGAGACCUGUACUGUAUUUGUUGACUGACUUCUAAUAGCCCAUCCGCCGGGAUGCUCUGACAACAUGUGUGGUCCUCAGAAAGGUCAUACGGGACAUGUUCGAACAAGCCGGAAGGCGUUCAAGGCCGGCUCUGCGCUUUGGUCCAUUCGGUCCUCCAGGGGUCUGGAACAGCCUGCUAAAAGAUGCAUGUUUCUGGAGUCAGCAGUUCUCUUGUGGAACCAUGAGCGGGUGGACGCGCGCAUGGGCACCUUCUCACUGUGACAUCUCCUUCACCCACAGGCGGAGAGAUGAGAAAGACUGCCGUUAAGCCACUGGAUAACGGCACUCCGGCAGCUGGGAGCGGACUAAUAAAAUAUUUCACUGUCGAA